GCUGCAACAUCAUCUCUCAAACAAAACAUCAAACCACGUACCUAGGCAGGCGACUCUUUUUGCGCCGUCUCAACCUACGACAGCACCCAUCUUCACCCUCCCACUUUGCUGUCUCUCUUGUCUUCUCGGCACAAGGUAGUCAACAUGGCUUCAGAUAUCAGCCAGAUUGCCCAACUGCUGGAUGCAACGCUGGACCCCGUCCAGCACAAAAAAGCCGAAAAUCUCCUCAAGGCUGAGGAAAAGAAGCCUCAAUUUUCCUUACAGCUUCUCAAAAUUGUCGCUACCGAAUCUUUCGAACCGAAAACCCGUCUUGCUGGCGCCCUCUGCUUCAAGAACUUCAUCCGACACAACUAUGUUGACGAAGAUCGUAACUACAAGCUACCCCUUAACGAGGUCAAUACGAUAAAACAGGAGCUUAUUGGGCUCAUGAUCGCAUGUCCCGCUACCAUUCAGACACAGCUAGGAGAAGCUAUCAGCAUAGUGGCAGACUCCGACUUCUGGGAUCGAUGGGAUACCCUAGUACAGGAUCUUGUCUCUCGGUUUACUCCCGACAACUACAAGGUCAACAACGGAGUGCUGGAGGUUGCUCAUUCCAUCUUCGUAAGAUGGAGGCCAUUGUACCGAUCAGAUGCCUUGUACACAGAGAUCAACCACGUGCUGGGCACAUUCGCAGUACCAUUUCUCAAUCUACUCAGUGCAACGGACCAGCAGAUCAACGCGAACCAGAAUAACAAAGAAGCCCUUAAAGGUUACUUCGACACAAUGAGCCUAUUGAUCAAGGUGUUUUAUGAUUUGUCAUGCCAAGAAAUGCCACCUCAGUUUGAAUCUAACCUAGAGGAUAUUUCGACGCUCCUUCACAAGUAUCUUGAGUACGACAACCCGAUACUAGCAACCGAUGAAGACUCGGAAGUGGGCAUCAUUGAAACUGUGAAAGCCGAUAUCUGCGAGGCGCUGCAGCUCUACGUUCAGAAAUACGACGAUGACUUCGGUCGGUACACCCAAGUCUUCAUCUCCAAAGCCUGGAACCUACUCUCCAAUAUCGGGCCCGAAACCAAGUAUGACAACUUGGUUAGCAAGGCUCUUCACUUCUUGACGGCUAUUGCUGGAACUGCGCAGCAUUCAGGUGCUUUCAAUGAUGAGGCUGUUCUCAGCCAGGUGGUGGAGAAAGUGGUUCUUCCUAACGUGGCACUUCGAGAGUCGGAUAUAGAAUUAUUUGAGGACGAGCCCAUUGAGUUCAUCCGCCGCGAUCUCGAAGGGUCGGACACAGACUCCCGACGGCGAGCUGCGACAGACUUUUUACGCCAGCUUCAGGGCAAAUUCGAACAAUUAGUCACAUCUGUGACCGGAAGAUACAUCAACCAUUAUCUAGAGCAAGGCAAGUCGAACUGGAAGGACAAGGACACCGCGAUAUCACUUUUCUUGUCGAUUGCGGCCAAAGGUGCUGUCACAGCAUCACAUGGUGUGAAGACAGUCAAUGAAUUGCUCAACGUAGUCGAUUUCUUCCAGCAGCAUGUCGCGAACGAUCUGAUUGGUGACGGUGAUGUUGAGCCCAUUGCGAAAGUUGAUGCGAUCAAAUACCUAUACACCUUCCGAAGCCAAUUGACUAAAGAGCAAUGGCAGGCUGCUUUUCAACCCCUUAUACAAAAUUUAGGCUCUUCCAAUUAUGUGGUAUACACAUAUGCAGCUAUUGCUGUUGAGAGGUUGUUAUACCUCACAGAUAGCUCUGGCACUCGCAUCUUCGGCAGGGCUGACAUUGAACCAUUCGCGAAGGACCUGCUUGAACAUCUGUUCAAGCUCGUCGAGAAGGAAAGUUCACCCGCAAAGAUGCAAGAAAACGAGUUUCUUAUGCGUUGUAUUAUGCGAGUCCUUAUAGUCAUGAAUACGGGCAUCCUCAACUUUGAUGAUAUGGUUCUUGAUCACCUAAUAUCGAUCACCAACGUUAUCAAGGCAAACCCGAGCAAUCCUCGAUUCUACUAUUAUCAUUUUGAGGCAUUAGGUGCCGUUGUCAGCUGCGACUCACCCUCUGGAACCUCGAAGUUGGAGGAGCGCCUGUGGGAACCUUUGAACCUGAUAAUUACAGAGGAUGUGAACGAGUUCAUGCCUUACGUAUUCCAGCUUUUCGCCAAAUUGUUAGAGCUGAACCCAUCAGGGGCACUGCCUAACCACUACCAGGCUCUCGUUCCCCCAUUGAUGUUACCUGCUACUUGGGAAACCAGGGGCAAUGUUCCUGCACUCACCAGAUUAUUAGUAGCCAUAAUACCCAGAGCCACACAAUAUAUUGUAGCCGAGAACCAGGUUCAGCCUAUCUUAGGCAUAUUUCAGGGCCUUCUGAGAGGCAAGAAGACUGAACAAAAUGCGUUUGAUCUCCUGGAAGCCGUCGCAUUGUCGAUACCAAGUGCUACAUUGGAGCCAUUCUUCAAGAGCAUCUUGGAGCUCCUCUUCACCAAGCUCCAAUCUAAUCCAUCAGAUUCGUUCAAACUACGGUUUGUACGAUUCUACCACCUUAUAUCAGCCAAACCAGAAGCUGGUCUUGGAGCUGAUUUCUUCGUCAGUCAAGUCGAUCUUGUGCAAAAUAACCUGUUCACACAAAUUUAUUUGACCAUUAUCUUACCGACAUCGGGACAACUUGUGCGCCCGGUAGACCGGAAAGUAGCCGUAAUUUCCUUCGCGAAAUCGAUGGGAGACAGCAGCGCCUUCGCGCAGCGAUAUCAGAAAGGCUGGCGAUUCACAUGUGAGGCCAUGCUCAACAUGCUUAUGAACCCCCCCAAGGUGACUAUGGGUGCUGGUGACGAGGUUGUCAACGAGGCUGAUGUUGACGAUAUCGGUUUCGGCUUGGGCUUUACAGCCCUCAACACGUGCAAAAAGGCGGCACGUGACGACUUCCCCGAGGUCCAGGAUAUACAGCAGUGGGUGCGUCAAUACCUCAUGGACGCUAACACUAGGCAUAAUGGUGCUAUUGCGAGCUAUAUGGAUCGCCUAACAGACGAGGGCAAGCAGGCUUUGGCUAUGUAUGUGUCUUAAGUGACGCGUAUUCCCAAGGCAUAGGGCUAGUGGAGUACCUGCAAAAUCUUCUAAAAGGGUGUGUAAUCAUUGAUGACAAACUAUACGGGGAUAGUAAGAGCAUAGGUCCUUGAAGCGGCUGUUAGUGGUUUCCAAAAUGAUAGCUUUCAGCUCAGACUUCACACUACAAUAGUCCACAUAAGAAACGCCAUGUUCGUUCAGAAUAUACGUUAAUGUCAUAGACAGUCGUGAGGUGGAUCUCGCGAAUAGUUGCGAUAUUUCUAAGAUGU
Messenger RNA from Xylaria bambusicola, 3290 nucleotides. RefSeq names its product CAS/CSE protein. The coding region runs from base 145 to 3021 and encodes 958 amino acids. Gene Ontology annotation, molecular function: small GTPase binding; nuclear export signal receptor activity. Gene Ontology annotation, cellular component: nuclear envelope; cytosol. The record is from RefSeq and is a predicted model, not a curated record. Lineage: Eukaryota; Fungi; Ascomycota; Sordariomycetes; Xylariales; Xylariaceae. Gene Ontology annotation, biological process: protein import into nucleus; protein export from nucleus. The transcript has 8 exons.